AUGGAUAAAGAUACGGCGACAGCGGAAACGGCGACAGCGGAAACGGCGACGGCGGUAACGGCGACGGCGGUAACGGCGACGGCAAGACCAACCUCAACGAGGCAAGUAAAAAAGCGUAUAAAUGCAGCGGUAAAACAGGCGGUGAACCGCGAGAGACGACGAAAGAUACAGGCAAGAUACAGGCCUGCAUCAUCCGUAUAUGUGCCAACACAAUAUGUGCACACAUCGCCCGCACCGUCUCUGUAUAUGGCCGCAUCGCCAGCAUCGGUAUAUAUACCCGCACCAUCCGCACCGCUCGCCCCAUCAACACAAUUAGGAUACGGGCCGGCACCAUAUGGAUAUGUGCCCGCACCAUCCGCACCGCCCGUACUACCUACACAAGUUGGAUACGAGCCGGCACCGUAUAGAUAUGUGCCCGCACCACCCGCACCGCCUGCACCAUCAGUACAAUUAGGAUACGGGCCGGCACUGUAUGGAUAUGUGCCCGCAUCAUCCACACCACCUGCAUCGUCCGCCCCAUCAGGACAAUUAGGAUACGGGUUGGUAUCAUAUGGAUAUAUGCCCGCACCAUCAGGACCGCCUGCACCACCUACACAAGUUAGAUACGGGCCGGCACCACCCGGAUAUGCGCCCGCGCCAGGAUACAUAUAAUAAUAUAUAAUAAAAAGAGUGUAGGGGAUUAGGAACCAUGCAAGAAAAUUUAUUUGAUUUUCUGUGUAGUCACAUUAAUGAAUUUCUAUUGUCACAUCGAAUUAUACGUGAUAAACGUUUCGAUGUUUAGAUCAUCUUCAGUAUUGGUAAAAAGUCAAGUAAUAACUUUGAAAUUGUGACGGAUGUGCGAUUUGAAAACUUAUUGUAUGAUUGAAUACAGUAUUUAGCCAACCAUGCGAUAAGUUUUCAAAUCACACAUCUGUCAAAAUUUCAAAGUUAUCACUUGAUUUCUUACCAAUAUUGAAGAUGAUCUAAACAUCGAAACGUUUAUCACAUAUAAUUCGAUGUGACAAUAGAAUGUGACUACACAGAAAAUCAAAUAAAUUUGCUAUAAUUCUGGUGUGGCUCUCUCCUACACUCUCGAUUUUGAUUUUUUACUUUGAUUUUGAUUUAAUAUUAAUUUAU
This is a messenger RNA of Nylanderia fulva, 1116 nucleotides long. Lineage: Eukaryota; Metazoa; Arthropoda; Insecta; Hymenoptera; Formicidae. The record is from RefSeq and is a predicted model, not a curated record.